This is a messenger RNA of Didymosphaeria variabile, 900 nucleotides long. RefSeq lists its product as uncharacterized. Bases 1 to 900 code for a protein of 299 amino acids. The transcript is spliced from 5 exons. Lineage: Eukaryota; Fungi; Ascomycota; Dothideomycetes; Pleosporales; Didymosphaeriaceae. The record is from RefSeq and is a predicted model, not a curated record.
AUGCCCGGCGACAACAUCGAUGACGAUGAGUACGUUGCGCGGCUGCUCAAACAAGAUGCAGUGGACGCAUCGAAAAAGUACAGUUUCGUGGGCCUGGAUGCCUUCCACGCAAAGAGAUUGAGACCAGACGCUCCGAAACCGAACACCAAUUUUUUGCGGCACAUCAUACGCCAGACUGAUAGCCAUAAUGCGGCGUUGCUGGCUAGAGAAGCGAAAGACUCGCGCGCGCGCCUGCGCCAGCUGGACACGGCAGAUCAGGGUACGGAAGAUCGAAAGACACAGCGACGAGGCAGACUACGUUCUCCGGACCGCGGCGACCAGGCCGCUCACGAAGCCACAAGAGGUCAAGACGUGAGCGGCAUGGAUCGAGAGACGAGGACAGAGGACAUAGGAGACGACAUCAUGUUGACAGGACAGAACGACCGCACCAUCGAAGAGCUCACUCUCCUAGGCGGAGCUAUAACACGACCCUCCCCGACUACCGAGGACGGAUCUGAUCCGCUCGAGGCGAUCUUAGGACCGCUGCCACCACCGAAACAGCCAGCUGUUCGCUCACGCGGUCGAGGUGCACACAAGAGCGAUGCGGAGGGCAUCAACGCGCGCUUUUCCUCCGCGUACGACCCGGCGCUGGAUAAUGAGCCGCUCUCGAACAAUGGUGAUCAAUGGGGCGACGCUGUUGAAGCAUACCGCGAUCGCCAGCGAUGGAAGCAGCAAGGCGCAGAGAGGCUGAAGGCAGCCGGCUUUAGUGAUGAGCAGGUGAGGAAAUGGGAACGAGGCGACGAGAAGAACGAGGAAGACGUCCGAUGGACUGCGCGGGGCCAGUCGAGAGAAUGGGACAGAGGAAAAGUAGUGGAUGCCGAUGGCGAUGUUGGGCACAGGGCAACAUGGGCGGCGGACUGA